GGUUCGAAUAACAGUACUUAGAAAAAUUACCAACUAUAUUUGAAUUAUCAGAGAUUUUCAAAAAUUUUACCGCAUAUGGUACACUGUACACUUCCAUUUUAUAUUUUUUUAUAUAAGUUAAGUAAACACAUAGCUAUACAUUCUGUAUUCUUUUUUACAUUUCCAUAGCAUAUUUAUGUUAUUCCUUAUCAAUUACAAUUUUUCUUAACAUUCGUUUAUUUACAGAACUACCAAGUAGUAUCAAAUAUGUACAUUUAUUUCAGUUGUCUGUAAAAUAUUUAAUAUGGAUAAUCUUGGGACUACAUUGAAACAAACAUAUUAUUUAUUAACACUUACAAUUAGUAUACAAUUAGUAUACAUAAUUACCAUACGACUUUGGAAAGUACUAAGGCAAUUGGUUUAUUUGAAACUAAUGUAUAACAGCAAUAUAAUAUCUGUUCUUCGAGCUGCCAUGGAAUUUAAUCAAAAGUCUAUAAUAGUCAUUGUGUUAAGUAGCAUAUCUGAAGCAUUUUUCAGAAAAGAGCAAUACAGACUGCAGACAGAAAACACAAUACCUUUUAUCAUUUGUUUCAUAUUCUGUGCAUUGUUCUUGGAGGAAAUUGGUAUUAAUGACUGUAAAUUGAAUAUCUCAGAAUCUCUACGAAAUAUGGGUGGAGUAGAUUAUGGCAGUGGAAUGGCACUCAGUUAUUUUUAUGGAUAUUUGCAAAUUGUACUUCCAGUAACUGGAAACUGUGAUAAAGGCCUUCGUGAAAAAAUUGAACUAUUUGAAUCUAAGGAGGGUGUAUCAAUACCAGUAAAAAAGCUUUUUAUAUUGAUACCUUCAUCUUCAUAUAUUCCUCCAGAUCUUAAAACUGUCUCUCCAGGUUGGAUGGAAAGUGUAGAGACAUUAGAAAUGACAAUUAAAGAUAGAGCGGGUGUAAAAGGUAGAAAAUACCAUAAUACCGUAUACAAAAUAUAUAAGAAAGGACCUGAAGUAAAUGAACAUUAUGUGUAUGUAGUUGCAGAAGGUGCAACACCUGUUCAAACAUUGUUUGAAAUUUCAAAACAUCGUCAUAAAGAGGCAAUAAGAUGUUCAGAAGUUUUAUCUGAAAUUUUGAUAUCCUUUUACAAAACCUUACAAAGUUUGUUGGAUGAUGACCCACAGUGUACCGAUCUCUGCGAAUUAAUAUUUUAUAAUGAUGGAGAUGCAAAUGGAAAAAAAACAAAUGUAGCGAAAAUUCUUUUACAAAGAAUUCAAAAUGAAACGUUCAUCUGAUACACUGCAGAUAUGGGAGUCAAGCAUUGGAAAAUCUCGAUGACUACGACCAAUCUCCAAUCUAAAAGACUGCAGAGUGCACCGAUAUUGCUUAAAGAACAGAAAAUGGGGAAAUAGCAUCUCUGGUAGAUGCAAUUCAAAUUCGCUGUAUCGUACAUCAUCAAUUUAGCACUCCUACUUUGUUGCUCAUGAUUUCAUAUACAUACUUUCAGCAAAUAAAGUAAUAUUUUCUCAAACUUGAACGAAAACUGUUACCUGCUGAUCCUAUCACACAAACGUGGGCAGUGAGCGCACAGAGGUGCACAUACGGAGCGCAAUAUAUGCGUAUAGUUUAAAUAUUUUUUCGAUAAUUAUCAUCCGGAAUACUGCCGUGAUUCGGAUAAACGGAGCACUGUUUUCUGAAAUUAAAACCACGUUUCAGUAAUCGAUAAUUCUUAAUAAAUAAAAGUGGUAAAUAUUGAUCUCUGUAAGUAAUCUCUAUGUACUGGUAUCUUGUAAUAAUAAGCAAGUGAAAAAAAAAUACGUGUGCAUUCUUUUUGAAAUUUCCUAAAAUUAAGAAAAAUAAAAUUGUGGCGCAAAUAAUGUAAGAAAUAGUAUAUUGAUUAGUAGCUAAUGGAGAUAAAAUUAAAAAAAUGUAAUUUAUUGAAGAAAUCAACCUAUCUGGAAUCGAAUCCAACUUUGCAGCAAACCUGCCCUGCCAACUGGACCACCCUACAUGAUCGAUGACAUCGGGUUUCGAAUUGAUAGAAUAUUAAUCAUUUCAAAUUUUCUAAAAUAACAUCUCAUAAACCAAGAUGCGUUGAAUAAAAAAAAUCUAAGGUCUUGUCGACAAAGCUGAGCCCUAC
Messenger RNA from Orussus abietinus, 2100 nucleotides. It is a transcript of the gene Sting, whose product is annotated as stimulator of interferon genes protein. The transcript has 9 exons. Gene Ontology annotation, cellular component: autophagosome; endoplasmic reticulum membrane. Lineage: Eukaryota; Metazoa; Arthropoda; Insecta; Hymenoptera; Orussidae. Gene Ontology annotation, molecular function: 2',3'-cyclic GMP-AMP binding; cyclic-di-GMP binding. Bases 284 to 1255 code for a protein of 323 amino acids. The record is from RefSeq and is a predicted model, not a curated record. Gene Ontology annotation, biological process: autophagosome assembly; reticulophagy; activation of innate immune response.